Amoebophrya sp. A120 is the source of this 6632-nucleotide messenger RNA. Lineage: Eukaryota; Dinophyceae; Syndiniales; Amoebophryaceae. The record is from the annotation of a GenBank genome assembly.
AGGCGUGAUGUUGAAGAUGUUGUGCGUUUCAUGUUUCAGUGCGCUUGAUAGUAAAUCCGCAAAGGUUAGAAGUAGAAUGAAAAAUUCGAGUAAAAGGUCAACGUGUGCUCAAUGCAUAAAUCAAAUUGUAUUAGUUGCAAACUGGUAGAAAAGUAGGGCUGCAUAGCGGCAACACGAAAACAUCAGUAACGGAGUAUUAGAAAGGAACGAGAAAACAAGAUAUCAUUCGAGGAGACGGUACCGCGAUCGUGUAGCUGAUACACCAAGCUACGGAAAGUGGGCCAAUGGUACAACAGUGACAACAUCGGCAACAGUACUGGAUUAUGCAGUGAAAGCAAGACGAGAACCAAGUUCGCAGGCAAGAAAUCUAUCUUUGACAACAUCGGUGACGAGAUCCUAGAAAGACAGAAAGUAGAAAUACGGGCGACUAGGGCGAAGUAGAGAUGGAGAUUCCAUCCGACGGAGGUGAUUAUAUUAGAAGCUUUUUCUCAUUUGCGGAAUGUUGCUCCAGACCGUUUUGCAUCUGCGGCGACGUUUUUUUUUUCGUUAUGGAAAUGAAAUGAAAAAAUUUGUCAAUUUCACUGUGCAUGAUGUUUGAAUUUUGAUGCAAACAGGCAUGGCAGCGGCGGCGGCUGCCGAAGAACAGCGUCAGCACCAGAAGGAGAAGAUGAUGGAACACCAGGGCCAGCAGAAGGGUGAGACACAGCAGGAACAACAGGGCAACAGUUUUCAACAGCAAAUGGGUAUGUUUUACGCAGCGCAGGACCAGAAUGCGCAGUGGUACCACGAUGCGCAGCAGCAGCAACAGCACUCCUCCUGGCUGCAGCACCCUUCCUAUUUUGACCCGGCGGCGCAACAGCACCAACAGCAAAAUCCUGCUGCUGCUGCCAUGGACCCGAAUGCGCUGGCCAGCAUGUACGCCGCCGCGGCGCAGGGAGCGGCGCCGGGCGGGGGCGCAGCGGAUCCGGCGACGAACUUCAUGAUGGCCAAUAUGGCGGCGGCGAUGGCGAAUAUGGGAAAUUUUAACAGCGUAUCAAAUGCAAAUAUGUCUGGGUCUGGAAACUUGUAAUGCUGAGUUGUUAAUAGUGAACUCUCUGUAAUGCACAGCCAAGCAUGAGAAACAUUUUCGCUGCUUAGUGUUGCGCUUUCCGCAUGAGAAACUGCGUUUUGCAUGACAAGCAAGAGGGUCUCUUCUUGGACACGCAUCACAAACUCUUCAGUCAUGGCAGACACGCAUGACAAACCUCGCAUCCUUCCAGACCCAGACACUUUUGCACUUGAUACAGCGCAGACGCGACCGACAUGUACGGUGCGGCGGGGGCCGCGGCUGCCAUAUCGUGAGAAAAAACUGUUUCACUGGAAACUUGUGAUGCAUAGAAUGGAACAAAGACGCAUUUGUCUUGCUACACAUGCAAGACAUUGAGUUGUUAGCUCUGUUUUCCCUUAGGGAUCUCGCAUGGCAAGUUUUCUUUGUCAUGUGUAAGGAACUUGUGAUGCAAACCUGCCAAAAUCCUUACAGUGAAACACUUUUUGCUCGCCAUAUGCCAACAUGCAGGACUACUACAUGCAGGCGGCCGCCGGUUACGACCACGAGCAGUACGAGGACUUUUACCCAGGCCCGCAGGAAAACGGAGGAGGUGGUGUUUUUCUUGUUGUCUUUCUGUUUUGGUUUGUUUUUUCCCUGCUGUGACUGUGUAGAAGAAAAGGUGGUAGAACGUUUCUUGCUCCUCUCCGUUUCAACAUCUUACACACGGCUGUGGCCGCUCUUCAUUUUUUGUCCUCUAGAAACUGUGAUUUUAUAAAAAUGAAAACCGCAACAGAAAACAUGGAUUUUGACUGGACGAAGUUCGCUACCGGCGGAACCACUUCUGGCGAAUCCAACACCACUACUUCGGAGCCGCCGAAGAAAGUGGACGGCGCGCUGACAGGAGAACAAGCAAGCCCGGAUGUCCUCUCGGUGAUCGGUGGGGGCGACUACAGCGGUAGCGGCAAGAAGAAGGACUUAGAACACGUUUCUCUCGACGAAGCAGCUGCGCAUAGUCCGACGUCCUACCCCGGCGGUAUCAUUUCUUCGAAGAGCCACGAUGACUUCAGUAAAUCUACGACGGACGGGAGCUACUCCGUGCCCGCAACAACCGCCGGGUCGACGACGUUGCCGCAGCUGCUGCCCCGGGCCGACAGUCCCGAGGACUACGCCGUUGAGUACUAUCGCGCCGCGGCUGGAGGGGACCACGAUGCGACUACCGAAGAACCCGCGGCGGGGACCAAAACGCCGCCGGCCCGCGUGAACUCCUACGCUAACAAGUUUCCCACCCCGGCCGAGGCCAUGGUCAUCGAGCAGUCGAACAAGAAAAAGAAGCAGCUGUCCAACAAGAAGGGUACCUCCACGACGCCGGGCACCGGCGAGCGCACCACGACGACAGCAGGAGAGGGCACCAACGCUACUAAACGGAUCGAGGGUUUGCAGCAGGCUCUGAAUUUGGACAAGUCUCUGGCGGAGUCGGAGGACACCACGGCCCACGGGCGGAAGAGCACGGGCCACGAGCAGGAGGACACCAGCGUGGUGUCGCCCAUCUGCGGGUUCGAGGAACCGCAGGGUGAGGCGAGCCCGGAAACCCCGGAAGAGGCAUGGAUGAAGAUCAUCAGUGAGCAGGUAAACUAACGUAACAUGAUCUAGUUUUUUUUUGUGUUUCCUUUGGAAUAAUUGGAGCAAGAACACGAUGCUGAAUGUCGAUCCAUGGAAGGAUGUUGAACUGUUUGAAAACGUGCUGUCCGUUGGGUACUUAUAAUUCUCGAACAAAUUUUUAUUAGACCAGUACAACAAACGCUGUACAGACUCCGGCCUCGCGGAAUCUGGACGAAAGUCCGCUGGAUCAACCCACGGUUUUUACCCAGAAGUUCGAGGAGUUGCAGUGUAUGGAGGCCUUGCCGAUGCUGGAAGAAACCAAUGCGGGGUCGUUGGGAAGCUUGGAGGACCUUGCGGAUGGGUAAAGAAAUUGCGAAACUUAUAUCUUCCUAGUACUAGUAGUAGUACAGUAGAGGGCGAUACAAACUUUGAAGAAAUUAUUCGCAAUGUUGUGUAGGUAUUCGUUUUGAAGACUCGCCCUGCGUGAUCGCGUUGUUGCUCUUCGAUUUUGUUGUUCUGCAAAAAUCGAUCGAACCACCACAGUUCCACCCACGUGCCCCCGGAAGGAGCUCUGCCGCGCACCAGCACCCAGCAGUCCGCCAGCGCUGGUGCGCCAGGAGGGGUGGCGUACCCGCACCGCGGCAAGCCGCCGGUGCAUCCGUCGCAGCAGCAGUCCUUCCACCAGCGAGGCAAUGGGAUCACGAUGAACAUGGUGUGCCGCUUUUGGUGGCGUGGGAACUGCGUGAAGGGGACCUACUGCGAGUGGGCGCACCAGAUCCCCGAGGGCUACCACGCCCGGCCCAACAUCAACGACCGCAACAUCCCCAUCGCGAUCGGCUCGGAGCCGAACUCGCGUAAUGGGAGCGGCGAGUGGGGAAACACCGGCGGAAGCCAGAAUCCGACUUCCGGCGCGAGUCCGCAGAUGCGGCCGCAAAACGCGCCGAGUGGACAUCAGCAGAUGCCGCACGGGCAGCGUGCCCAGCAUCCGUCGCCGAACUAUUCGUCGUAUAACGUUCCGAGCGCGGGCUACGGGCAGGGCGCGUACGGUGGGUACGGGGGCUCUUCGUACCACGGCGGGUAUCACGGUUCGUACGGAAACUACCAGUACGGAGCCCAGAACGCUUACGGCUACGGCAAGGGGGGCCGCCAGUACCAGAAUUCCUACAGUCAGCAGAUGUACAAAGGUGGACACCAUCUCACCGACAAGAUGAACAACCAGGGAAAAGGGGCGGUUCCCGGAGGAUCAGUUACAGCCCCUGCUGGUGACAACAGCGCAGGUGGAGCGGCGAUUGCGGGCACUGCUAACGCGGGUGCCGAUGCGGGCGGGAACUCGGGCAACCCGACGCCGAAAAGCGGCCCGGUCACCGGGAGCCCGUCAAAGAAGCCGGACGAUCCGGAAAACACCUCCUCCGGAGAGCAGUCUACCGCACAGCAGGCGGGCGGAAGCGGAACUAAUGGAGCUGCGGCCCAAGCGACAAAUUUCGAUGGAACUCCUGGCAUCGUGUGCCCAAUGGCGGGCGGUGCGAAUACUCACAGGAAGCCAGGGCAGAAGGACACCUCGACAACUCUGUGUUACUUCUGGAAGAUCGGAAAGUGCGAAAAGGGUGACAAGUGUGGCUGGGCCCACCCCCCGGACCUGUAUCGGAGCGGGUGCUCCCUAAAAGAGCGCGGCCGUCCGCAGGUGCUGCAGCGUGGCGGGAUGGGAAGUGUCGAUGUGCGCACUAUGUCUAUGGUCGGGAGUGUUGGUGCCCCGGGAACGAAGGGCGGGCUUGUGACCGGGAACGGAACCACUGCGCAAGUGGCUGGAGCGGUGGGAGCCCAAGCCGCAUCAUCUUCCGGCAACGAUCAGUGUGCCAUUGGGGUAAGUAGUUACUUUUUGUGUCGAUGUCCGGUCGUCACUUGGAAACUUGUUGCAUCAAUAAAUCAUAGAGAAAUAAUGGAAAUCAUGGGCGUUUGUUCAAUUUGUUUUUACCAAUACUGUUCACUCACUUGCAAAUGGUACAAAUCAACAGACUGCCGGUGCUCCCUCCGGUGCGGCUGGAGCGAACGGUGGGAACGGGGACUCGGGUGCACCGACCUCCGAUGCCGCGUCCUCUAGUACUUCGAACAGUGGAAACGUCCUGAUCGGCUGGCAAAACAGCUCUCUCGUGAUCGCUAACCAGCAGCUUACCCUGCGCAGCCCGUGGUUGUUGAUGAUCCUCGGCUGGAUGAUCACGGUCUUCUGUGCCUGGUAUGUCGGACAAACAAAGAAGUAGAGGAUGAUGGUAGAAGAUGUUACUUUGUUAUCAAACGAAAGAAAAAAAAAGAUGUAAACAAAAAGAGGCUUCUAGUAGAGCGGCGGAGUGACAACCUCUCUGAAGUUUGCAGUUGCUUGCGACAACCUGAAUCCUCUACGGACACCGGCUCUAUUGGACAGGUCCGCAGAGGCGCAGUAUAGUCGUUCUGCGACUGUGCUACGUUUCUGGGAAGCUGGCCAACAAGAACUUCUUCUACACACGACCAUGAAAUUUGUACAAGUAUGGUUUCCUACUGAGCUCUGUAUUUGAAUUGGCGUGGACGAAAAAUGUAUUUGGUAUAAAGGCAACAUAUUUCUUAAAAGCCACACCGCAACUACUACACGGCAGAUCAGAGAUAAAGAUACAGUUUCCUCUACUCAUAGCUACGUACGCAGAUAUUCAAAGAUGAACAUGAGAAGUGAAGAAGUCGAUGUAACAAAAUAUUUCGGAGUCACAACAGCAAAAUUAGAACAGGUGAAAUUAUACUUCAUAGUCAGAGCAGGCACGAUGGACAUUUCCUUAUCCUCCACGAUGAGGUACAACGCCGAACGCCUGGAGAAAGGACAAUAGCGUCACAAAUUCUGAACUGACUUUGGAAUUAUCGGGUCUGGUCGCCCGUGCUACAGCGAAGAUGGACGGUAGUGGUUUUAGGAAGGUGCCAGACCUGGUGUAAUUACAGAUUCUUAUGGCAGCAAGUAGACCCGAUUGGGACGAUCACCAAGUUUGCAAAAAACAGAGACAGACUCAAAGCAGUAUGAUUCGAGGGUGCUAUCUUCACCUCGCUUCGAUUGCGAUGAACAUUUUUCUUCCUAGAUCUUAUGUAUCAACGACCGCAAGGAGGCGGAGGCGGUUUAUUCUUUCCUGUAGCAUUCGUUGUGCGUUUUUUAUCAUCCAAGAUGCUGAUAAUUAUCUCGCACCCGGCGGUAAUAAUAUUUGCAUUCUGAACUGAAUCUGUGGCGAGCAAAAAAAGAUAUAAUAAGCUCUAGUAUUGUUACCCUUGUGCCUAGCACGAAAAUUGAGUAGUUUCGAGCUACUGAUUUAUUGAUUUACGACGGGAGGUCAAUAGUAGCGCAGCGAGGUCGACGACGCGUUUUCGUUUGAAGACAAUAAGGAAGUACUCCUGCGUGAUACUUUAUACUGAUGUUGAUUUGGCUCGGGGGCCGGAAUCACCAAGCUUUUCGCAGCGGAGCGUAUGCAAUAAUUUCAAGCGGCACCUACUCUGCUUCCCUUCUGGAGCACGAUGUGGUGGAACCAAUUCAUAGAUCUUAUCUAGUUGCCCAGCAACGGGGUGCUGAGUCGCACUUUAGAAGGAAGUGCGGCCGAAUUUUGUUGGUCUCAGAAAAAAAACUUAGGAACAUCUUAUUCGAGUAAGAAGAUUUAUCAUCAAAAAUCAGUAAUGCCGGAAGGCUGGCAUUGUUUGAAGUUUGAGAUUCUAUUCAGUUUAAUUCUAUCAGAUAGGUUUACCGAUUGUUGAUUGUUACAGAUAAAACUUUUGUAUAGUCAAACACUAGAGUGUAGGGCGGUGGUAGUGCUUUUGCAUGGCGGAACCGGAAGGCUGCUGCCGUCGUUUUCUUACGUAUGUUACAACUGAUAUUCGGAAUUACAACGAAGUAGCUCAACAGAUUUUUGUUUGUGCUGCAAUAAAAGGCAGAAACAAGAAUUUCGGCUACGGAAGCACAAGAAAAAAAAGCUCUCUUGAAUCACAAUCUGACAAAAAAGCAAAGUUUUAA